Messenger RNA from Sodiomyces alkalinus F11, 2230 nucleotides. Its product is annotated as hsp70-like protein. Bases 191 to 1915 code for a protein of 574 amino acids. Gene Ontology annotation, cellular component: cytosol; nucleus. The record is from RefSeq and is a predicted model, not a curated record. Gene Ontology annotation, biological process: protein folding. Gene Ontology annotation, molecular function: ATP binding; ATP-dependent protein folding chaperone. The transcript has 3 exons. Lineage: Eukaryota; Fungi; Ascomycota; Sordariomycetes; Glomerellales; Plectosphaerellaceae.
GUCCGAAAAAAACCCCACCACCAUCCACCAGCUCGACUUCUGCUACAUUACCACUCUUACCGCUUUCCAACCCAUCCUCCCUCUCCGACCUAUCAAGCCCAGUCAUAUUUACCUUUCCACUGGGAAAACGGUCUUCGAUUUUUCACCAGUCAUUUUCCCAUCUUAGUCUCCAGUUGCCCUGCUUCUCCCGAUGGCUGAGACAGGUUCACGCCCUGCGCCGGGCGACCGCACCGUGAUCGGCUUGGUCUUUGGCAAUUCUAACAGCUCUAUUGCUUAUACUCUGGAUGAGAAGGCCGAGGUCAUUGCCAACGAAGACGGAGAUCGCCAGAUUCCUACCGUGCUCUCCUACGUUGACGGCGACGAGUACUAUGGUCAACAAGCCAAGGCCUUCCUCGUCCGGAACCCGAAAAACACCAUUGCUUACUUUAAGGAGUUUGUUGGUCAAGACUUCAAGUCCAUCGACCCCACUCAUAACCACGCCUCGGCCCACCCUCAUGAUGUGGACGGCGUCGUCUCAUUCACCGUCAACGACAAGGAGGAGGCCGUCGAGCCGUCGACCCUGUCCGUCUCCGAAGUCACCACGCGCUACCUCCGUCGCCUGAUCACCGCCGCCUCCGAGUACCUCGGCAAGACGGUCACCUCGGCCGUUAUCACCGUGCCCACCGACUUCACAGACAAGCAAAAGGCCGCGCUAAUAAAGGCCGCCAACGACGCCGAUCUCGAGGUCCUCCAGCUCAUCGCCGAGCCCGUGGCCGCCAUCCUGGCUUACGACGCCCGGCCCGAGGCCACCGUCGAGGACAAGAUCGUGGUCGUCGCUGACCUCGGCGACACUCGCUCCGAUGUGGCCGUCGUCGCCUCGCGCGGCGGCAUGUACACCAUCCUCGCCACCUCGCACGACUACGAGUUCGCCGGCUGCCACCUCGACCAGGUCCUCAUCGACCACUUCGCCAAGGAGUUCAUCAAGAAGCACAACACCACCGACCCGCGCGAGAACGCCAGGAGUCUCGCCAAGCUCAAGCUCGAAGCCGAGUCGACCAAGAAGGCGCUCUCCCUCGGCACCAACGCCAGCUUCAGCAUCGAGAGCCUGAUCGAGGGCAUCGACUUCACCUCCACCAUCAACCGGUUACGCUACGAGAUGUCGGCCCGCAAGGUCUUCGAGGGCAUCAACCGCCUCAUCGAGGCCGUCGUCAAGAAGGCCGACCUCGACGUCCUCGACAUCGACGAGGUCAUCCUCUCCGGCGGCACCUCCCACACCCCGCGCAUCGCCAACAACCUCGCCGCCCUCUUCCCGGAGUCCACCACCAUCGUCGCCCCCGCCACCUGCGCCACCGCCAUCAACCCCUCCGAGCUGCUCGCCCGCGGCGCCGCCCUGCAGGCCUCCCUGAUCCAGGAGUACGACGCCGAGGACAUCGACCAGUCCACCCACCCGGCCGUCUCGACCGUCAAGCACAUCGCCAACGCCCUCGGCGUCGUCACCCUCGCCGCCGACGACGCGUCGUCCGAGUCCUUUACCCCGAUCGUCCCCGCCGAGACCGCCGUCCCCGCCCGCCGCGUCGCCCGCAUCGCCGGCCCCAAGAACGGCGGCGAUGUCCUGAUCCGCGUCGUCGAGGGUGGCGCCCACAUCAAGGUGACCAAGCCCGAGCCCAAGCAAAAGGCCGAGACGAACGGCGCAAAGGAUGAGGACGACUCGGACGACUCGGACGACGACUCCUCGGACGAGGACGACGAGGAGGAGGAGAAGCGCGAGAAGGUCUGGAGGAUCGGAAACACCGUCGCGGAGGCCGCCGUCCGCGAUGUCAAGAAGGGCAGCCAGGUCGAGGUGACCCUGACCGUCAACGCCGACCUCAGCGUUAUCGUUACGGCGAGGGAGAUUGGCGGGAAGGGCGGCGUCCGGGGUGUGGUCAAGGCGCCGUGAUUUUCUUUUGUCCCAAGACAAGGCAUUGUAGGGACCCAUUCGGCCCGGGCGCGAUAUGGGAAUGGAUUUAACUGAUUUGUAUCACGAAAUGAGGGUAGGAUGUGGAUCACACGUUGUGAUGAAGGCAUAUAGACCCGAACUCGGUUGUCCUGUGUACCGUGCAGUGAGGUUCUAAUCUGCUUUGGUUCGGCUGUUAUUAGGUCGACAACGGUAGGCGAUAAAAGGAGGGAGGAAAUCUAUAGAAUAGAACAGUUCUGCGGUUUAUGAAUUCCCAUGAGUCUCCCGUGGCAUUUUCGAGUGAAAUGGUCAACAUCC